GGCAGUUCCCUUUGCCCUUACUAGACAUGGCGCUGGCUAGCGUGUUGGAGAGGCCGUUACCCGUGAACCGGCGCGGGUUUUUCGGGCUCGGGGGUCGUGCGGAUCUGCUGGACCUGGGUCCAGGGAGUCCCAGCGAUGGGCUGAGCCUGGUCGCGCCCAGCUGGGGUGUCCCAGAGGAGCCGAGAAUCGAAAUACUUCAUGGAACCACCACCCUGGCCUUCAAGUUUCGCCAUGGAGUCAUUGUUGCAGCAGACUCCCGGGCCACAGCAGGUGCCUACAUUGCCUCCCAGACAGUAAAGAAGGUGAUAGAGAUCAACCCCUACCUGCUGGGUACUAUGGCUGGGGGUGCAGCGGAUUGCAGCUUUUGGGAGCGGCUGUUGGCUCGGCAGUGUCGAAUCUAUGAGCUUCGAAACAAGGAACGCAUCUCGGUAGCAGCUGCCUCCAAGCUGCUUGCCAACAUGGUGUAUCAGUAUAAAGGCAUGGGGCUGUCCAUGGGCACCAUGAUCUGUGGCUGGGAUAAGAGAGGCCCUGGCCUGUACUACGUGGACAGUGAAGGAAACCGGAUCUCAGGGGCCACCUUCUCUGUAGGUUCUGGCUCUGUGUAUGCUUAUGGGGUCAUGGAUAGGGGUUACUCCUAUGACCUGGAGGUGGAAGAGGCCUAUGAUCUGGCCCGUCGAGCCAUCUACCAAGCCACCUACAGAGAUGCCUACUCAGGAGGUUCCGUCAACCUCUACCAUGUCCGGGAGGAUGGCUGGAUCCGAGUCUCCAGUGACAAUGUAGCUGAUCUACAUGACAAGUAUAGUGGAUCUACCCCCUGAAGGAGGGCAGAUGUGGCUGCUUGCCUUGCUUGGGGUGACUGUUGUUGGUAAUAUGGGUACAGCUCCCCAUCCUGUAGUGGAGGGGUCCCUGAUUGUAUCGAUCAUUUUUUUUUAAUCUCUGGUGCAUUGACCUCCAUGUGUUAUCCGUUGUUAAUGAGUUACUGCAGAGGUAAUUCUUGGUUUUACUUUCUUGGAUAUUAACAUUACACUACUCGAUCUCA
Molecule: messenger RNA, 1039 nt
Organism: Balaenoptera ricei (Rice's whale)
Lineage: Eukaryota; Metazoa; Chordata; Mammalia; Artiodactyla; Balaenopteridae
Gene: PSMB5
Product: proteasome 20S subunit beta 5
Exons: 3
Coding region: 27-818 (263 amino acids)
Cellular component (GO): proteasome core complex
Molecular function (GO): threonine-type endopeptidase activity
Source: RefSeq, a predicted model, not a curated record